Messenger RNA from Chelonia mydas (Green sea turtle), 1444 nucleotides. RefSeq names its product thialysine N-epsilon-acetyltransferase. The coding region runs from base 265 to 786 and encodes 173 amino acids. Gene Ontology annotation, molecular function: N-acetyltransferase activity. The record is from RefSeq and is a predicted model, not a curated record. The transcript has 6 exons. NCBI's taxonomy places the organism in Eukaryota, Metazoa, Chordata, Testudines, Cheloniidae.
AGAGCGGGGGGGCUGGGAGGCAGGACUCCUGGGUUCCAUUAGUUAUUUCCGUGUUGAGAGCGAGAGGUUGAGUCUCUUUCAUGGGCGGGGGGGAGGAUUCUGCCCCAUGGACAGUUGGACGGGGCAGCGGUUGUGGGGCAGAGCCAGGUGCAUGCUGGGAAAUACAGUACUCUCUCUCCAGUCGGCGGCUCCCCACUCUGAGCUCCCAGAGCCUCGCCUCCCCCGCCGGGACUUUGAACCCAGGCGAUCGGCGAGGGAGGGGGCAUGGAGUGCGUUGUCCGGCCCUGCAGGGCUGAAGACUGUGUGGAGGUCGUGCGGAUGAUAAAGGAGCUGGCAGAGUUUGAGAAGCUCCCGGACCAGGUACAAAUCAAUGACCAAGUGCUCAGGGAAGAUGGUUUCGCCAACGACCCUUUCUACAGAUGUCUGGUGGCAGAGGUCCCGCCCGAACACCGGAGUCGAGACGGACACACCGUCGUGGGGUACGGCCUCUAUUUCUUCACCUACAGUACCUGGAAAGGCAGAAACAUCUACAUGGAAGACCUGUACGUCAUGCCUGAGUUCAGAGGUAAAGGCAUUGGCAAGAAGCUUAUGAGUAAAAUCGCAGAGAUUGGUGUGAAGAACAGAUGCACUCAGAUGAAGUUUAUGGUGCUGGACUGGAAUCAAGCGGCCAUCGACUUCUACCAGGGCCAGGGGGCGGUGGACCUCACGGCCGCGGAGGGCUGGCACUUCUUCCACUUCGGAGGAGAUGCCCUGGAGCAGCUGGCGCAGGGGCAGCUGGGACAGUGACAUGGCCACCAGCCCCAACUCCCCUCCCAGAGCCAGGGAGAGAACCCAGGAGUCCUGGCUCCCACUCCUCUGCUGUAAACCUUCAUAGAUGCUCCUGUAAAACCCCUUUCCUCUGAUCAAUUUGGUGGGGGGAGGGCGGUUUGGGGGUCAGGCAAGACUGUGUGAAUGAGGAUAGUGGGGUCGGGGGGAGGGGGUCUCUAGAUCCACUGGGGUCCCGUGUUCCAGCAGGCCCCAGCGACUAGUGCAUGGAAUAAAACCAUGGCAAACAAAUAUUUGUCUGUGUCCAAAUCACUCACCCCCAAGAAUGUUGGGGUCGGAGUGGGGGGGCAUAUUCAGGUGGCAAUGGGCGGGGGGUGGGUAGGAAGUGUUGCGGGGGAGCUGCAGGGUAUGGGGUGAGGGAUUUCUGCAUGACCCAGUUCCCUGGGGCAGGAGUAGGGAGCAAGAGAGCCUAACUCCCCUGUGCUGAAAUAUCCGUUGAAUAGUAGGGGAAUCACCCAUGGGGAGGUCGCAGUAGAGGGAGUAUGACACACAGUGUCCGAAUCAUCCCUCUGUGGGCUUGGCUAUCUCGGUCGGGGAGGUCUGGGCGUCGCCCUGAUCUCAGUCGUGAGCUAGUCCUGAGAAAAGGAGCUCCUGGGGGAGCCAGGGAUAGAACCCAGGG